Messenger RNA from Anopheles aquasalis, 1665 nucleotides. Its product is annotated as UDP-glucosyltransferase 2-like. NCBI's taxonomy places the organism in Eukaryota, Metazoa, Arthropoda, Insecta, Diptera, Culicidae. The record is from RefSeq and is a predicted model, not a curated record. Gene Ontology annotation, molecular function: UDP-glycosyltransferase activity.
UGAGUUGUUCUGGAAGACGGUGUCGAUUAGAUAGGGGGCAAGAGCAAGCAAGUAUGAAGUUCGCAUUGUGUAUAGCAGCAUUGGUGGCGCUCCUGGCGCCACUGGAAGCAUAUCGUAUCCUGUGCGUAUAUCCGAGCUCAGGACGAUCGCAUGUUCUUGUGGGCCAAGCGCUGCUUAAAGGAUUAGCGGAGCGUGGACAUGAGGUUACAAUGGUGAGCCCGUAUAAGCUCUCGAAACCGGUCCCGAAUUAUCGAGAUAUCGUGGUACCAAAGGUCGAUCUCAGCGACAUGACGAAAGACUUUCUGCAAAAGAAUACUGGCCAAUCGGUGUCGAUGAUGGUGAACCUCUUCCAGAGCCAGAUCCGUACGGCCGAGAUGCUGCUGCAGGAUCCUCAGUUCGUGGCGAUCAAGAACGAACACUUUGAUCUCGUUAUUGUGGGAUACUUUGUGGCGGACUACGUACUCGGGCUUGGGCCGCACUUUAAUGCACCAACGGUGGUCCUUUUUUCGGCCGGAAUGACCAAGAUGACGGCUGAUUACGUUGGCAACCCAAGAGCCGUAUCGACAGUACCGAGCAUACUGCUUGGUGGACGAAAUCCGAUGGGUUUUGGCAAACGUGUGCUCAACUUCCUCGUUUCUGGGUUUGAAAACGUCAUUAGUGAGGUGUUGGUGUACGCCCAGAAGGAUUACUAUCAGCAGUACUUCCCUUCCGAUCGCUACCCAUCGUAUGCGGACGUUCGCAAGAACGUUUCGCUCGUGCUGCUCAAUACCCACUUCUCGCAGGCAAUGCCUCGACCGUAUCUGCCCAACAUGGUCGAGGUAGGAGGGCUGCAGAUCAAACCUAAGCCCGAUCCAUUGCCGAAAGACCUCCAGGAGUGGUUGGAUGGAGCGGAGCAUGGCGCCGUUUACUUCUGCCUCGGAUCGAACCUCAAAUCCUCCGAUCUACCACCGGCCAAGCUGGAUGCCAUUCUGAAGACGUUCGCACAGCUGAAACAGCGUGUGCUGUGGAAGUGGGAGAGUGAUACCAUUCCGAACGUGCCACCGAACGUGCUCUCCAAGGCAUGGUUGCCGCAGGAUGACGUGUUGGCGCACCGAAACGUGAAGCUCUUCAUCUCGCACGGUGGUCUCGGUGGCGCAACGGAGGCCAAGUAUCACGGUGUGCCCGUGCUGGGCAUUCCCAUCUUUGCCGAGCAGCAGCAGAACGUGCAGGCGAUGGUUGACGAAGGAAUCGCCAUGAUGCUCGACUACAAAGAGCUGGAUGAGCAAUCCUUCUCACGCGCCGUCAACAUUAUGCUCCGGGAGCAUCGUUAUGCCGAGCGCGUAAAGGAGAUCUCCACCCUGUAUCGUGACCGGCCACAGAGUUCCAUGGAUUUGGCGUGCUACUGGAUCGAGUACGUAGCUCGGCACCGCGGUGCACCCCAUCUACAAUAUCCCGGGGCGGACAUGAACUUUCUGCAGCGCGAAUCUCUCGACGUGAUCGCCGCCCUCCUGCUAGCCGCCUAUCUUGUGUUCAAAGUGCUCAAACUGCUUAUCAAAUUUAUCUUCCGUAAAUUGUUUAAAUCAUCGCGCAAAACGAAACAAAACUAACGGUAGCAGAGGUAAAUAGUUGGAUAAGAAAAAUGUAAACACAUUUGCAUUAACAAUAAAACAGAGUACUGGGACAGCG